Lutra lutra (Eurasian river otter) is the source of this 2718-nucleotide messenger RNA. It is a transcript of the gene PIGV, whose product is annotated as phosphatidylinositol glycan anchor biosynthesis class V. Gene Ontology annotation, biological process: GPI anchor biosynthetic process. The record is from RefSeq and is a predicted model, not a curated record. Gene Ontology annotation, cellular component: mannosyltransferase complex; endoplasmic reticulum membrane. Lineage: Eukaryota; Metazoa; Chordata; Mammalia; Carnivora; Mustelidae. Gene Ontology annotation, molecular function: GPI mannosyltransferase activity; alpha-1,6-mannosyltransferase activity. The transcript has 5 exons. Bases 705 to 2186 code for a protein of 493 amino acids.
GCCCCGCCUGGGAGGUCGAGAUGGGCCGGGGCUAUGGACCCGGCGCCAGCUCGGGAGCCUUGGAGUUCUCGGGGGCGGGGAGGGAGGGAAGUAGUCAAACGGAGGCCGAGGGAGAUGAGGCGGAGGCCGCCGACAAGCGGGGAGCCCCGCCCCUCCGCCAUAGCGGCCUCCCGGUGCCGCCACUUCCUUUACAGCCUCCCGCCCUCCCCUGCCUUCCGGCCGUAGGCCGGCCCUGGCCGGGCCCCGCCGGCCCCCUCGGGAGUAGCCCCGAACCGUGGCCCCUUUGGGGAGAGGUGGUUCCCACUACCCGCCUGGGACUGUGUCCGAAAGGAAAGGGUUAGGAUGGGCUUCGGACCUGGCUGGGGCUGGCAGAAGGCGGCCCCUGGCUCGCGACAGCCAGCGAUGCCUCUGGUCCCGAGGACCCUGGGUCACGGAGACUUCCCUACUGUACAGAGGACGCUGUCCUACUCCUAAGGGUCCAGGGCUCCAAUUCAGGCUUCUCCGUGAGAAGCUUCUUCUGAGCUAGGGCCCUCCCUUCUCUAAGCAUACCCACUAAGUGUAGGUUACAAGAAUCCUGUGGUCGCUGGGGCUAGAGCUUGACUCUGGAGAGAGGAAAGGAAGAAUGGAAGCCUGGUGAAGAGGCAGAGAAGCCUGCGGGAGCUCAGUCCCAGCAGCAACACCCCUGAGUUCCCGGUGGUGAGAGGAUGUGGCCCCUGGACCCAUCCAGGAAAGAGGUGCUGAGGUUUGCAGUCAGCUGCCGUGUCCUGACUCUGGUGCUGCAGGCUCUCUUCAAUGCCAUCAUCCCCGAUCACCACGCAGAAGCCUUCUCUCCUCCUCGCUUCACCCCUUCAGGCUCUGUGGACCAAAUCGUCGAAGGUCUUCUGGGUGGCCUGUCUCACUGGGAUGCCGAACACUUCCUGUUCAUUGCCGAGCGUGGCUAUCUAUAUGAGCACAACUUUGCCUUCUUCCCUGGCUUCCCCCUGGCUCUCUUGGUGGGAGCUGAACUACUGAGGCCCCUGUGGCCGUUGCUGAACCUACGAAGUCGCCUGUUAAUCUCAGUAGCGCUGCUCAAUUCCUUGUUCUCCGUGCUGGCCGCUGUCGCACUUCACGACCUGGGCUGUCUCGUUUUGCGCUGUCCCUGCCAGGCCUUUUAUGGAGCCCUACUCUUCUGCCUCAGCCCCGCCAACGUCUUCCUGGCAGCUGGUUACUCAGAAGCUUUGUUUGCCCUCCUGACGUUCAGUGCCAUGGGACAGCUGGAAAGGGGCCGGAGCUGGACUAGUGGCCUCCUCUUUGCCCUUGCCACUGGCGUACGCUCCAACGGGCUGGUCAACAUUGGCUUCCUCGUGUAUUCUCAGUGCCAAGGCUUUCUGUCCUCUCCCAUGGUGCUGAAUCCUCUGAGAGCACUCUUGAAACUAAUGGGCUCUGUAUUCCUGUCUGUGUUUGCGCUUGGCCUUCCCUUUGCUCUCUUUCAGUAUUAUGGCUAUACCCAGUUCUGUCUGUCAGGCUCAGUCCGCCCCAUCCCGGAGCCCUUGCGGCAGUUAGCCGUGGACAAAGGCUACCGGACUGUGGAGGGAAAUGAGCCGCCUUGGUGCUCCUGGGAACUGCCCCUAAUAUAUAGCUAUAUCCAGGAUAUCUAUUGGAAUGUUGGCUUUUUGAGAUACUAUGAGCUCAAGCAGGUGCCCAAUUUCCUUCUGGCCACACCAAUGGCUAUCCUGGUUGCCGGGGCAACAUGGACAUAUGUGACCACCCACCCUUGGCUCUGCGUUACGCUUGGGUUGCAAAGAAGCAAGAACAGUAAGACCCCAGAGAAGCCCGAGCGCGGAUUCCUCGGCCCUCCGGUGUUUGUGUACCUGGUCCAUGCCGCGGCGCUGGCGCUGUUCGGCGGACUCUGCAUGCACGUUCAGGUUCUCACCAGGUUUCUAGGUUCCUCCACUCCUCUCGUGUACUGGUUUCCAGCUUAUUUGCUUCAUAAUCAGGAGCCACUGCUGAGAUCCCUAGAGACGGUGCCUUGGAAGCCCCAUGUAGGGGACUCCCUGCCAGGACAAAUGGUCCCCAGAAAUUCCAUCAUGGGACUUUUAUACAACUGGAAAACCUGUUCUCUAGUCACACGAUGCAUUCUGGGCUACUUCCUGUCUUAUUGGCUCCUGGGACUGCUCCUACAUUGCAACUUCCUACCUUGGACAUGACCUGGAGUCUCAGGGGCUUGGAAGUACAGAUCCACACUGGGACUGUCUGUGUUGCCCCGGGACCCUUGCUCUGUCCUUUGGGAACCUCCAGUCUCUCUGAAGGCUGGUCAGGAACGGGAGAAGUGUGAGCCACUGGAGAGCCCCGUCUGGUCCCGGCUAUGGCAAAUUUUAGAGUAGUACCUGUUUUCUCUGUAAGUGAAGAAAUCUCAUUCUCUGAGUCUAAAGUACACUUGCAUUUGUCUCGUCAACCAAGCAUAGCAGAGAUAGUUGUAAACUUUAAAGUAUUUAAAUGUCAAUGUAAAUGUAAGUGUUUAAAUGUCAGUCUCACCAAAGGCUCUAGCUAACGGGCCGGUAAUAGUCCACACAUGAUGGUGGAGGCCUGGACGGUGUCCUGGCAGUAGUAAGUAAAGUAGGACCAUCUUUUUAAAAUGGGACAUUGUUUCUGAAUAUUUUCAUGAUUUGUUCAUUUAUUUAUAUGAAAAAUCUUAAAAAGAUAUGCAAAUUAAACACCUUUUGGUUAUGCGUGCAAUGA